AAGAAUUAAGGCAAUCAUGUCUUUAACCAAUGCUUUGCCUGCAGAUGCUGCAAGAGCAGCUAAGUCAGCCUCACACAUUCUGGCAACACUCCCAACUGCUGCUAGGAACAAUGCUUUGACCGCUAUCCACUCUGCUCUUUCUGCGUCAAAGGAGGAGAUUCUAGCUGCCAAUGCGCGUGACUUAACGCUGGCAAAGAAGGCUGCUGAAGAUGGGGAACUGAGCUUGAGUAUAGUGUCACGGCUAGACCUUAGCAAGAAAGGAAAAUGGGAGGAUAUGCUCAAGGGAAUUUUGGACGUGAGGGAGCUAGAAGAUCCUGUUGGGAAAGCCACCCUACGAACAAAGCUGGAUGAUGGACUCGAGCUUGAGCGAGUGUCCUGUCCGAUAGGAGUGCUCUUGAUUAUUUUCGAAGCCCGUCCUGAAGUCAUUGCCAACAUCGCAUCUCUUGCUAUCAAGUCAGGCAAUGCUGCUAUAUUGAAAGGUGGAAAAGAGUCAACAGAAUCAUUUGUUGCAAUUUCAAAAGUCAUUUCCGCCGCUCUACAAUCAACAGAAGUUCCGAACACAGCCAUCCAGCUCGUCACAACACGAGAUGUGAUCCCUCAACUACUUGGACUAGAUCAAUAUAUCGACUUGGUCAUUCCCAGAGGCUCGAAUGAGCUUGUCCGGUAUAUCAAAUCAUCCACAAAGAUCCCAGUUCUCGGUCACGCGGAUGGACUCUGCUCGAUUUAUCUCGAGCAUACCGCCGAUCCGAAAAUGGCUGUCAAAGUUGUGGUUGAUUCGAAGACAUCAUAUCCUGCAGCAUGCAAUAGCGUUGAAACAUUGUUAGUUGAAGAAGCUGCAUUGGAAACUGUUCUUCCAGCCGUUGCAGAAGCCUUGCUGGAGAAAGGGGUUUCGCUGCGCUGUGAUCCGACGAGUAAGAAGGCUCUUACGGCCAAGCUUUCAGCGCAUUCAUCGGUUAUUCUGCAGGAUGCUGAUGAAAGCGAUUUCGACACCGAACAUCUUUCUCUGGUAUUAGCCAUCAAAACAGUCUCCACUAUCACCGAAGCAAUCUCCCACAUCAACUUCCACGGCUCCCACCACACAGACGCCAUACUGACCUCUUCUUCACCUCUCGCUGAACAAUUCAUGUCCAGCGUAGACUCUGCAGGUGUAUUCUGGAACACUUCAACAAGAAUGGCAGAUGGAAUGCGGUUUGGUUUUGGGACAGAGGUGGGCAUUAGCACCAACAAAAUCCACGCUCGUGGACCGGUUGGUCUAGAGGGCCUGAUGAUUUACAAGUAUAAGAUUCGAGGGGGAGGGCAUGUAUCGCUGGAAUAUGGAGAAUCGGGAGGUCAAAAGUCAUUUAAGCAUGAAAAGUUGGCGCUUUGAGAUUCAAUGUUGCUUUGUAAUAAUGCACGAUGUAUUCUCACAUUAGUUCCCCUUGCAGCGUAAUCCACUGCCCCUCUGAAGGAAGAUCGUCCGGACAAGGAAACUUCUCAGAGCUUGUGGAAAGAUCAUUUCUCUCUUGAAUAACUUCACUACAAUGAGCCAGCUACAGUAGGCACGAUGUCUAUGCCCAAAUCCUGCAGAGAACAGCGCUCCUAUUUCACUGUUUACUCUUCGC
Molecule: messenger RNA, 1601 nt
Organism: Hyaloscypha bicolor E
Lineage: Eukaryota; Fungi; Ascomycota; Leotiomycetes; Helotiales; Hyaloscyphaceae
Product: gamma-glutamyl phosphate reductase
Exons: 3
Coding region: 17-1366 (449 amino acids)
Molecular function (GO): NADP binding; glutamate-5-semialdehyde dehydrogenase (NADP+) activity
Source: RefSeq, a predicted model, not a curated record